AUGCGCGACAGCAUCUUCUUCCGCAUUCUUGCACCUCCCGAGUCGCGGAGCUUCUUGGCCCGGCGUGACGGCAAGAUUCGCAGCGCGGUCAUGACGAGCUGCCUCGCCAGGCUGGCGUGGGGGCCCAAGGCUGCCGUCGUGAGCCCGCGCGGGACGAAGAAGCAUAGCCGCGCGUUCGUUCUCUCGUCAAAGACGCCGUAA
Saprolegnia parasitica CBS 223.65 is the source of this 201-nucleotide messenger RNA. RefSeq lists its product as hypothetical. NCBI's taxonomy places the organism in Eukaryota, Oomycota, Saprolegniomycetes, Saprolegniales, Saprolegniaceae. The coding region runs from base 1 to 201 and encodes 66 amino acids. The transcript is spliced from 2 exons. The record is from RefSeq and is a predicted model, not a curated record.